AUGGAGAGAAAGGACUUUGAGACAUGGCUUGAUAACAUUUCUAUUACAUUUCUUUCUCUGACGGACUUGCAGAAAAAUGAAACUCUGGAUCACCUGAUUAGUCUGAGUGGGGCAGUCCAGCUCAGGCAUCUCUCCAAUAACCUGGAGACUCUCCUCAAGCGGGACUUCCUCAAACUCCUUCCCCUGGAGCUCAGUUUUUAUUUGUUAAAAUGGCUCGAUCCUCAGACUUUACUCACAUGCUGCCUCGUCUCUAAACAGUGGAAUAAGGGGAUAAGUGCCUGUACAGAGGUGUGGCAAACUGCAUGUAAAAAUUUGGGCUGGCAGAUAGAUGAUUCUGUUCAGGACGCUUUGCACUGGAAGAAGGUUUAUUUGAAGGCUAUUUUGAGAAUGAAGCAACUCAAGGACCAUGAAGCCUUUGAGACCUCAUCAUUAAUUGGACACAGUGCCAGAGUGUAUGCACUUUACUACAAAGAUGGACUUCUCUGUACAGGGUCUGAUGACUUGUCUGCAAAGCUGUGGGAUGUGAGCACAGGGCAGUGCAUUUAUGGUAUCCAGACUCACACUUGUGCAGCGGUAAAGUUUGAUGAGCAGAAGCUUGUGACAGGCUCCUUUGACAACACCGUGGCCUGCUGGGAAUGGAGCUCCGGAGCCAAGACCCAGCACUUCAGGGGACACACAGGGGCGGGUGGGUUGCAAAAUUAUAAUGACAAACAACAAAUACUGGUGAGUGGGUCUGCAGACUUCACUGUGAAAGUAUGGGCUUUAUCUGCUGGGACAUGCCUGAACACACUCACCGGGCACACGGAAUGGGUUACCAAGGUGGUUUUACAGAAGUGCAAAGUCAAAUCUCUCUUGCACAGCCCUGGAGACUACAUCCUCUUAAGUGCAGACAAAUAUGAGAUUAAGAUUUGGCCAAUUGGGAGAGAAAUCAACUGCAAGUGCUUAAAGACAUUGUCUGUCUCUGAGGAUAGAAGUAUCUGCCUGCAGCCGAGACUUCAUUUUGAUGGCAAAUACAUCGUCUGUAGUUCUGCACUAGGUCUCUACCAGUGGGACUUUGCCAGUUACGAUAUUCUCAGGGUCAUCAAGACUCCUGAGAUCGCGAACUUGGCCUUGCUUGGCUUUGGAGAGAUCUUUGCUCUGCUAUUUGACAACCACUACCUGUAUAUAAUGGACUUGCGGACAGAGAGCCUGAUCAGCCGCUGGCGUCUGCCAGAGUACAGGAAAUCAAAGAGAGGCUCAAGCUUUCUGGCAGGUGAAACAUCCUGGCUGAAUGGACUGGAUGGGCACAAUGACACAGGACUGGUCUUUGCCACCAGCAUGCCUGACAACAGUCUUCACCUAGUAUUGUGGAAGGAGCAUGGCUGA
This is a messenger RNA of Elephantulus edwardii (Cape elephant shrew), 1365 nucleotides long. It is a transcript of the gene FBXW2, whose product is annotated as F-box and WD repeat domain containing 2. Gene Ontology annotation, molecular function: protein binding. The record is from RefSeq and is a predicted model, not a curated record. The coding region runs from base 1 to 1365 and encodes 454 amino acids. The transcript is spliced from 8 exons. Lineage: Eukaryota; Metazoa; Chordata; Mammalia; Macroscelidea; Macroscelididae.